GAGCGUCAUGGCAGUGAGGAGGAGGAGGGAGCAGGCGGAAGAGCGACCAGCAGAAGAACAACUGGAUUUACCCAACCCACUCACCCUUCGGGCGGUUGGAAAGAUAUUUCAGAGGAGGUGGAUUGUUCCAGCUGCAGUCAUUGCUGUCUGUUUGUUUGUACAUGUGUCCGGAAUCUUCUCGGAUGACGUUGGAGGAGGAGUCAACCCGGCGGCCUUCAAUUUCUCGGAGAAGCUCGUCAAGCCUCUUCAGUAUGCCCGGUAUGGCUUAGCUGGCGGCGCCAUCUUCGCGAGUGUCAUGUGGGUCCUCGUCGUCUCUCUUUCCGACAAGGCCGAGGGGAAGCCGACAGGACCGUCGGAACACUGGGCACAGAACGACGCGAUGCUCCUUGCUGUGCUGCUGGGGCUCGGCAUGGCAACAGGAGCAGUCUGUGCCUUCGCUGGGUACGCCAUCUGGGACAUUCUGAGCCAGAACUUGAUGAAGCCGCCGGUCGGAGGAUGAGGGUGAGGCGAGUGACUCGCUUGUCCUAAGAGGAGUCGGCAGCGAAGAACUGCUCGAUACUCUUGACGAAGAAGGAGCUCAUGGCUUGCAAGGACUCAGUCGUUACUCCAGCCACAUGCGGCGUGAGCUCGACGUUAAAUCCUUCCUGGCGAAGUUGCUCCAACUCCUUCAGUCCACUCUGAUCCCCCUCGUCGUCUAUGAAAGGCUCUGCAUGUUUCAGUCAGCAAAGAUCUUGUGAUAUCACUGCCAUGCUCUACAACCUUUCCAAA
Molecule: messenger RNA, 768 nt
Organism: Guillardia theta CCMP2712
Lineage: Eukaryota; Cryptophyceae; Pyrenomonadales; Geminigeraceae
Exons: 2
Coding region: 8-499 (163 amino acids)
Source: RefSeq, a predicted model, not a curated record